GGCUGCCUGGAUAGACGCAUUUUCUGGUUUCCACCUUUGCUGUAUCCCUGUCCAGGCAUGGCGUCGUUCCGCCUUGUGUCUCAGAGCGCUUACAGCUUUCGGUGUAAGGAACCCGACUCCAUUUCCUGGAAUGGAAAAAACGGAUCGUCGUAUACUCCGCAGUGGAAAGACGCCAAGAGAUUACAUUUGGCUUUUGGCAACCUGCGUAGGGGCACUCUAAUGGGGAUGCGGCGGGCAGGGCCGCAGAGAGAACGCAACCGGUGAGGCGAACGAGCAGACCAGGAGAAUGUUCACGGGAGAGGCACACGUGUCUGUAACACUGGCUUGCUUUUCAUACCUCACUCUCGCACGCGUCUCCGCGUGUUCUUCCCUCCUACACCAGGUUCUCGCGCCUUCCACAUAUCUGCCAGGGAUUUCCAGGCGAUCGACCAAAUGAACCAACCGACAUCGGCAGCAGCACCAGCACAAGCAGCAGCAGUUUGAAACGUCCACUGAGCAUUCUGCUGAUGCGUGCAUCGACUCCUGAUCACCUACUGGCUGCUGCCACCCUUCGCGCGCAGCUGCUCUAUGAGUACCCCUCUGGUUCUGGUCGCAAUAAUGCUUCUAAUGGGAACAGUGCUGGGGAUUCAGAAGUUCAGUGCACCAGUGGGGCCUUUGGUCCGAUGGAGGAAGCCAUAGUAGCGGAUAUGUAUGGCCUUCGCCUCAAGAAUGAAUUUGACAGGGACCUUUCUUUCCGCCUGGUAAAUGCACAUGUCGACACAUAUCUCGCCAUCUGUCCAUGGGAACGUAUGGCCCACACGCUCCGCUUCCCUGCACAAAGUAACUCCACCUCGUUACUUUUAACGCCUCCACAACUGGAUUCAUCGUUAACAACGUUACCUGAUGGUGCAGCAGGAGGAGUCUAUGCUGCUGUUGCAACUCUUGACAUUGAUAUGGCAGAGGACCUAUUUCACAUGGGAUCGCGGCCAUGGGGCCGUGCAAUUCACCAUGCUAUGGGAGUUGGCGCUGAUGUCCCUCAAUGCGCCAAUAGGAUGGAAACCCAGCGACCUCGAGAUCCUGCAGCAGUUUCCGGUGGCGCUGCCUACAUUUUCAACCUUUGUGUGACACCAGCCAUGCGGCGACAGGGAGUAGGCCAUGGUCUCCUCUCUUUUGCGCUGGGGGACUUGCUGAAGCAGGGGACGUUUUCAUCAAUUCACGUCCAUGUAGAAGUAAGCAACAAUGCAGCAAUUAAUCUUUAUAGCUCCGUUGGUUUCAGGUUAGUGCAUGAAGAGAGCCUAGAGGAUGCGGAAAAGCUCCAGCGGCCAAGGCGAUCACUUUUCUCGUUUUACCCUGUAAACCAUGAUCAUGUACUUAACU
This is a messenger RNA of Closterium sp. NIES-67, 1356 nucleotides long. Lineage: Eukaryota; Viridiplantae; Streptophyta; Zygnematophyceae; Desmidiales; Closteriaceae. The record is from the annotation of a GenBank genome assembly.